AUGCGGUCGUUUCUUUCCGUGGCCGUGGCCCUUCUUGGAGCCUCAGCCGUCACAUCUGCUGCCGAUGCAGAGUCUGAUGUCACAUCUCUGACCCAGGACACCUUCUCUGAUUUCAUCAAGGGACACGACCUCGUCUUGGCGGAGUUCUUUGCGCCGUGGUGCGGUCAUUGCAAAGCCCUGGCGCCGGAAUAUGAAGUCGCGGCCACCGAGUUGAAAGAAAAGGACAUAGCAUUGGCCAAGAUCGACUGCACGGCCGAGGCUGAGCUAUGCAAAGAGCAUGGCGUCCAGGGCUACCCGACUCUGAAGAUCUUCCGCGGCUUGGAUUCCGUGAAGCCAUACCAAGGCGCUCGCAAGAGCCCAGCCAUUGUUUCCUAUAUGAUUAAGCAAUCUCUCCCCGCCGUAUCUUCUGUGACAGAGGAGAACAUUGAAGAGUUCAAGACCCUGGAUGAGAUCGUCAUUGUUGGAUAUAUCCCCUCGGAUGACAAGAAAGGGAACGAAGCGUUCAACAACCUAGCCGAGUCCGAGCGUGAUAAUUUCUUGUUCGGCGCCAGUGACGACGUUGCGGUGGCCAAGGCUGAGGAUGUAGAGCAACCUUCCAUCGUUCUGUACAAGGACUUUGACGAGAAGAAGGCCGUGUACACCGGCGCCCUAGACUCUGAGAGCAUCCUGGCCUGGAUCAAGACAGCCAGCACACCUUUAGUUGGAAAGCUUGGCCCUGAGACCUACGCCAACUACAUGAAGGCUGGCAUCCCCUUGGCCUACAUUUUCGCUGAGACUCCUGAGGAAAUCGAGGCUUUCACCGAAGAGUUCCGCCCUGUUGCCGAAAAGCACCGUGGACAGAUCAACUUCGCUACCAUUGAUGCCAAAGCAUUUGGUGCUCAUGCCGGAAAUCUGAACUUGGACCCUUCCACCUUCCCUGCCUUCGCUAUUCAGGACGCAGAGAAGAACACCAAGUACCCCUUCGACCAGACCAAGGAGGUCAACGCUAAAGAUGUUGGCGAGUUCGUCCAGGAUGUCCUCGACGGCAAGGUCGCACCUAGCAUUAAGUCCGAGCCUAUCCCAGAGACUCAGGAAGGCCCAGUCACUGUUGUCGUUGCCCACACCUACCAGGAACUUGUCAUUGACAACGACAAGGAUGUCCUCCUUGAGUUCUACGCACCAUGGUGCGGACACUGCAAAGCAUUGGCACCAAAGUAUGAAGAGCUCGCCCAGGUCUUCGCGGAGAACCCAGAGUACUCUUCCAAGGUGACCGUGGCCAAGAUUGAUGCCACUGCCAACGACGUCCCAGACAGUAUCCAGGGCUUCCCUACCAUCAAACUGUUCCCCGCUGGCUCCAAGGACAAGCCCGUUGAAUACACCGGUUCCCGCACCAUUGAGGACCUGGCCACAUUCAUCAAGGAGAACGGCAAGUAUGAGGUCGACGCCGUCGCUGACAUUAACAAGCCCAAGGAAGAGGCCAAAGAGACUGAAGCCGCCUCUGCUUCGGAAUCUUCUUCUUCUUCCACCUCUUCUUCCACCUCAACCUCCACAUCUACCGCUGCGGCAUCCGAGACCGAAUCAGCAGCCCCUGAAGCUACUGAAGAGGCUGCCCCUGACCAUGAUGAGCUUUAA
Talaromyces atroroseus is the source of this 1611-nucleotide messenger RNA. RefSeq names its product Protein disulfide-isomerase. The record is from RefSeq and is a predicted model, not a curated record. NCBI's taxonomy places the organism in Eukaryota, Fungi, Ascomycota, Eurotiomycetes, Eurotiales, Trichocomaceae. Gene Ontology annotation, cellular component: endoplasmic reticulum. The transcript has 3 exons. Gene Ontology annotation, biological process: response to endoplasmic reticulum stress; protein folding. Gene Ontology annotation, molecular function: protein disulfide isomerase activity. The coding region runs from base 1 to 1611 and encodes 536 amino acids.